Molecule: messenger RNA, 5982 nt
Organism: Humulus lupulus (European hop)
Lineage: Eukaryota; Viridiplantae; Streptophyta; Magnoliopsida; Rosales; Cannabaceae
Product: putative disease resistance RPP13-like protein 1
Exons: 8
Coding region: 63-3308 (1081 amino acids)
Biological process (GO): defense response to other organism
Molecular function (GO): ADP binding
Source: RefSeq, a predicted model, not a curated record
AGUAAAGAGCGUUCUAGCCUUUGUUCCUUCAGUACUUUUUGUCCUUCACUUCAGGUUUGAUCAUGGCAGCUGAACUGGUAGCCGGUGCUUUGCUUUCUGCUUCACUUCAGGUUUUGUUUGAACGAUUGGGCUCUGAGGAGAUACCCCAGCUGUUCCGGGGGAAGAAGCUGAUUCUAGACCAGCUAUACGAGUUGAAGACCAUGUUGUGGUCAGCUCAUGCACUGCUCAACGAUGCUGAGGAGAAGCAACUUCGAAACCAAGAGAUCAGGAUGUGGCUUAUCGAGCUUCAAGAUGUGAUCUAUCAGGCUGAUGACUUGGUGGACAGGAUUGACUAUGAAGCUCUGCGAUCCAAGCUUGAAGAUGAUCAAUCCAGCAGCAGCAGUGCCAGCAAGGUACUCAUGAAAUUUAUGCCACCCUUUCUGUCCACAUUUGAUAAAACUGUUAAGCUUGAUUCCAUGGAGAUCCUUCGUAAGCUAAAGAUCCUUGUUGAUCAAAAAGAUGCUCUUGGCCUGAGAGAAGGUGCUCAGAACAAACCUUCGCCAAGGCCACCAGCUCCUUUGGUAGAACAUGCUAAUGUUUAUGGGAGGGAUACUGAGAAAAAAAUCAUUGUUGAUCAGUUGCUGAAAGGUGAUGUUGAUAGUGGUAGUAACGUUUCUGUUAUCCCGAUUGUUGGGAUGGGUGGUCUUGGCAAAACCACUCUUGCUCAAGUUGUUUAUGACGAUGAUAGAGUACAAAAGUAUUUUGAGCUAAAAGUAUGGAUUACUGUGUCGGAUGAGUUUGAUAUUUUUAAGAUAACAAAAGAGAUCUUUGAGGGGGUCACCACCAACAAAUGUGGUACUGAAAACUUCGACGAACUUCGAAGGAAAUUGAAGGAAGCAUUGAGGGGGAAGAAAUUUCUCUUUGUUCAUGAUGAUGUUUGGAACGAGUCUUAUUCUUUGUGGGACACACUGAAGAGUUCUUUUGAGUCUGGAGCAAAUGGAAGUAAAAUUCUUGUGACUACCCGAAGCACAAUUGUCGCCUCUACUAUGGCCACUGGGCAGGUUCAUCAUCUACAAUCUUUGUUGAAUGAAGAUUGUUGGCAGUUAUUUGUCAAACAUGCUUUUGGAAGUAAUUUUGACCACAAUAGUAACAAAGAUCUGCAAGCACUUGGUAGAAAAAUAGUGGAGAAGUGCAAAGGGCUUCCUUUAGCAAUAAAGUCUCUUGGUGGAUUACUGCGCUGUGAACAAAAUCCUAAAAAAUGGGAAGACAUACUUGGCAGUGACACAUGGGAGGAAUUGUACAAGAAAGAGGGCUCCAUUCUUCCAGCUUUAUGGUUGAGCUAUCGUCACUUACCUACACAUCUCAAGCAAUGUUUUGCUUAUUGUUCCAUAUUUCCCAAAGAUUAUGAAUUUGAAAGAGACAGAUUGAUUUUAUUAUGGAUGGCUGAAGGGUUUUUGCCAAUGGAUUCAAAAAGUAAAAAGAUGGAGGAAUUUGGAAAGGAAUACCUUGAAGAUCUCUUAUCAAGGUCAUUCUUUCAAUGUUCGAGUAAGAAUGCAUCCUUUCUCCAAAUGCAUGACCUCGUACAUGAUUUAGCCAUGCUUGUAUCAGAUGAUUUUUGCUUCAGGUUGGAUUUGAGUAGUGAUAUGCAUAGCCUUCCAACAAAGAUUCGUCAUCUGUCAUAUAGGAAAAGUUCUUACGACCUCGACAAACUUAAGGGUUUGAGUAAGGCUAUUUCUUUGCGUACCUUUCUAGCAUUACCAUUGCAGCUUCUAGGUGGACCAAAAUAUUUAGCGCCGUACAAUAUAUUGCUUACAAAGGGAAGCUGUUUAAGAGUGCUUUCUUUAAGUGAAUCUUCUAUCAAGGAGUUGCCGGAUUCAAUUGGUAGUCUAAUACAUUUAAGGUAUUUGGACUUGUCUUUUACUGGAAUCGAAGAGUUACAUGAGUCAGUUUGUAGUUUGUACCAUUUACAAACUUUAUUGUUGUCGCGGUGUACAAAGCUUUCUCAAUUACCAAGGAAUAUGGGAAGACUGAUCAAUUUGCGUUACUUAGAUAUUACAGAGGUACCUUUGAAAGAGAUGCCGCAAGGAAUCAGUCAGAUGAAAUGCUUGCAAUUCUUAUCAUCUGUAGUAUUGAGUGACAAACAUAAGGAUGACGUGUUCAAAAUUACAGAUUUAGCAGAGCUUGAACAUCUAAGUGGAAGCCUUUGCAUUUUGGGUUUGGAAAAUAUUAAUGAUGCAAUGGAGGUAUCAAAGGCUAAUUUAAAGGAUAAGAAGGACCUUUUGAAACUAUCUUUGAGGUGGAGCUAUGGUGCUGUUGAUGCUGAUAGUUCGCAAAAAGAAUUAGAUGUGCUUGACGCCCUUCGACCACAUACAAGCUUGAAGAGUCUGAAGAUUGAAAGUUAUAGAGGUACAACAUUCUCGAACUGGAUGGCAGAUGAUGCAUUUUCUAAUUUAGUAUCUAUUACUUUGGAAGAUUGUAAAAGCUGCUGUUAUUUAUCACCACUUGGACAACUAGCUUCUCUCAAAGAUCUCAUAAUUUAUGGAUGUGAUAGUGUGUAUUCAAUAGGUGAUGGGAUCGAUAGCAGUGGUCCUCUAUUCACUUGUUUAGAAAGUUUAUAUAUUUGGAAUAUGUUGAUGUGGAAAGAAUGGUCAUUUGGUACCGAAGCAAUUCUUCAAGAAGGUCAAGUGUUCCCUCUUCUGAAAGUCCUUUGGCUGAGGAAUUGUCCCAAGCUUAAUGUUGGCUUACCUGGUUAUCUUCCAUCAUUAGAAAGUCUCAGUAUCGGUGAUUGUGAAGAAAUGGAGUAUUUGCUUCCGAGAACUCAACAGACUGCCACAGCCCCACCCUUUCUUCAUUAUCUAUUUAUAUCACACUGUCCUGUGUUGGAGUCACUUCUAGAUUGGGGAUCACACUCCAAACUAAAGACACUUUAUCUAUGGAACACAAAAGUGCUUUUUGAGAAUCGUAUUAAAUGGGAUCUACAGAAACUCUCACGUUUGGAAGAAAUAAAUAUCAGAGGAUGGGAAAAUGAUUCGUUUCCCGACGAAGGGCUCCUUCCGAUCACUCUUACUACUAUUUGGAUCGAAAAUUGUAGCAAACUUGAGACCCUAAAUGGAAAGGCUUUUCAACAACUAACAUCCCUUACGUCCUUGGAAAUUAGAAGCUGUAAAAGCCUCCGGUGCUUGCCGGAAGAAGGGCUGCCCACUUCUCUUACCGAAUUACAUAUCUACGGAUGUCCUUUGCUAAAUCAACGAUGUGAAAAAGGAGGAGAAGAUUGGCCUAAGAUUCAACACAUCACACAUCUAUCUAUCAACAAAUUUCCACCUUUUUAGCACAUUUUCUUUUGGCAUUGCAUCCAAAAAUCAAAGAAAAUUAAACGCAACAAGGAACCAAUGCAAUAUAUGGCUGCUUAUGAUGAUUGGAUACCAAAACUGGCUAUGUGCUCAGAUUGGAUUGCCACCACUAGAGAAGUGUAAAAGAACAUAAAAGAAAUGAGAGACCGAUACAAGCCCGAAUUCACAGGCAUGAAGCAGAAGAACCUCUGAAUGAAUUUUUCAACACAAAAUGCCUAUACCGAACCAUGAACUGCACAUAUCAUCCAGUUAUCUAAGUUACCAUGCUCAACUUGGGUAUGUGUAUAUCUGUAAAGCUGAUGCUUGGCUCCAAUAUUAUCUGUUGAAGGGUUAAACUGUUUGAAUCAGGGCCUCAGAAUCACUUUGGGAAUACACUUGGCUUAAAAUAAAGAUUUAGUAUUCUCAUUUGAACUACUCUUCAUUCUUAAAAGGUCACAGAUUAAGCAAUGAACCUUUUUAAAAACAAAAUUUCCUCUGCCAUAUUAUAUUCUCUCGACAACUAACAUCCCUUACAUCCAUGAGUAUUAAUAACUGUAAAAGCCUGUGGUGCUUGCUGAAACAACGAUGUCAAAAAGGAGGAGAAGAUUUGCCUAAGAUUGAACUUGAACACAUAGCUUCCAUGUUCACAAGACCCCUGUGGAGUCAUGAUGGUGAUGACUGAUAGUCCUAUUCUUACUUCCCUGUAAGUAAGUUCUCUUUCUUUUUCCACUUUCAAUGCAAGAAAGUGUUUUACUAGUAGUAUAUCAUUUGCAAUAGCCACUUCGGCUGCGAGCUCAAUGUACCCAUUGGUUCAACACGAACAUCUGAGUCGCUCUAUAGUAGAGUCAGUUAAAGUUGACAAGUAUUCAAUGCUAAGUGUUAUGAAGAGGUGUCAGUCAAAUUGAUCAAAUAAGCAGUUAGUUAGUUUAACCGUUUUAACGGUCAACUAACUCAGCAAAAUGAAGAAACCAACCAAGGGUACAAGACUGUUUUCUGUAACUAGUGUCUGAUUUUGAUAAAUGUAUUUCAUUUUAUGAUGCAAGCUAAUUAACCAGUAUAUAAAGUGUGCUAGGCAGAGAGCAAGUGAUUAUGAUAGAGUUUUGAUAUAACUUCGUACGUAAAAGCUUUUACCUUUGUAAAUCUCAUGUGUGUUUUCGGCUUUAAUUUUCAAGACUAUCUUCAAAACAGAAAUAUUUAUUUGCUUUGUUUUGUAUUAAGUCAUACAAUGUAGAGAACUAGUUUGUUUUGAUUUCAAGUUUAAUGGGUUCAAUAUAAUCUUCCCCACCUAUCUAUAUAAUCAAUCAAGUUGUGUUUUUCACUUUAUUUUUUGGGUCGUAAAGAAGUCACCGCUUAAUAGAUUGUCGUUUUGAUUGGAUUUGAAGCUAGUGCUUUUUACAUCUCUAGAGAUAUAGCUACUGAAACCAAACAAGUUCAUAUUGCCACAAGGAGCCCUGAUGUGAAAGUGGAAAAGAUGGAAAACAACAGCAAUAUAUGGCAGCAUAUGAUAUGAUAGAUCAUGUUUGAAAGAUGGUAGAGUUGCUUUUCAAGAUGGAUCCUCAGUUUGUGCUGAUGCCAUUUUCCAUUGUAAACUUCAAAUGAAUUUUUUCUUUGAUAGUGAUUGUGGACAAGAUCAAGUUCAAAUAUGAUCAUCCAUUUCUUGAAACAAAUGGAGUUGCAACUGUUGACGAAAACUGCGUUUGUUGAACCCUUAUAUCGUCACGUCUUUCCUCCAAGCUUGGCUCCAGGGCUCUCCUUUAUUGGUAUACCUGUAAAGGGUCUGCUCUUCAACAUAAUAGAGUUACAUUAAUCCAAGUGGAUUGCUGCCAAACAAAGAGGAAAUGAUGGGUUCCACUAAUGAGUUUUACAAGCAAAUGCAGGACCAUAUCAGCAAAUUUCCUUCUUUUUAACACAUGUUCUUUUGGCAUUGCAUCCAAAAAUCAAAGAAAAUUAAACGGCAACAAGGAACCUGGAUUUGAAAGUGAAAAACUUGGAAAACCACUGCAAUAUAUGGCUGCUUAUGAUGGAAUUUCCAGUGCAUGGACAAGAAGCAAAGCUGUGGCAAAAAUGAACACACCAUGUUUUUUUUUAAAGAGUGUUGAACUAAAAUCAGUGCUCCAAUGACACAAUUGCACGAAAUGAUUAGGAGAUUAAUCAAAAUGGCAAAACUAAUGAGAUGCUCAAGUGUACUUGGAUUCUGGCUCCACCCUCAAAUGGAUAUUCCUUAAUCAAAUCAGUGCAAGCUUUGGUCAAAAAUUGAAGUUCUGUUUUAAUCUGCAGCUUCUUUUGCUAUUAUUGGUGAUGCCAUAGUGUCUGCUACUUCUUCUUUGAAAGUGACUCUAAACAGGUCAAAUUAAAUCUGAUCAACCAUCUACCUCCCCCGUCCGGCUUUGGAAUAUUUCAUCUUGCAUUGUGGAAGAUUGCUCGAAUCUUCAGUAGCUUUGCUGCCCUCAAUGUCACCAAAUGGGCAGCUGCUUCUGUUUUUAAUGAACUUGAAGAGUGGUGUGAAUUAAUGCCUCAGUUAAUUUUCUUUUUGUGGAUGAAAUGUACUUUCAUUGUUAGCUCUAUUUUUCUAUACUUGGAAGUUCUUAUAUAUGUGACGCCUCACUGACUUGAAAAUAUUUGGCACUGAGAUUUGUUUUUAAUUUUCAAUGAAGUCCCAUUUGAGAUUGCUAUU